Molecule: messenger RNA, 2642 nt
Organism: Dendrobium catenatum
Lineage: Eukaryota; Viridiplantae; Streptophyta; Magnoliopsida; Asparagales; Orchidaceae
Product: mitogen-activated protein kinase 10
Exons: 10
Coding region: 639-2393 (584 amino acids)
Biological process (GO): intracellular signal transduction; protein phosphorylation
Cellular component (GO): nucleus; cytoplasm
Molecular function (GO): MAP kinase activity; ATP binding
Source: RefSeq, a predicted model, not a curated record
CGUAUAAAAGGAAGGCCCUAGAUUCACGGGAUGAGCUCCGCCUUCUUUCUUUCCUCUUUUACGCUUCCUCUCCUCUUCAUCCAUUCCGCGCCUACUGAGAGCCAACUCAAUUCUAAGCUACCAGAUGUGUUUGGGGUUUGAUAGAUCUUGCUACUAGCGCACUUCUAUUGUAGCGUGCAGUUAUCUUGUCGACAGAUCCUGCUCGAUAUAUUGGAGAACCGGCCGGUGAGGAGGUGGACCGUGUGUGCGCCGGUGCUUGUGAACUACGGAGGUGGCGAUGCAGGAGGCCAAGGGGACACUUGGCUGCUUCUACUCCUCUCUAUGAUCUUGCCGACCGACGCUCUCUUGAAAGGAGGGAUUAUAGCUGAGAGGGCGGCGAGCUGCAUGAGAGAUCUGGUAGCUUCUUUAUUCUCAGCGGAGGUGUCGAGAAACGUAGGGAGGGACAGCGGGCUUGUUAUCCGGAGCAGGGGAAGAUGGGGCAAAUGUGGUUGAUUUCUUUGUAGAUCUGUACGUUUUUUGCUGUAUUUUGCUUCAGAUCUGUGACGGUUCUUUUGAAGGAGGGCAUUUUUAAUUUUAGGAGCUCACAAAGGAGGUGUUUUUGAGGCUUUAGGGAUCUGAGAUCUGCAACGACGGUCAAGAUGCAGCAGGAUCAGCGGAAGAAGAAUUCUCCAGAGAUGGACUUUUUCACAGAGUAUGGGGAUGCCAAUAGAUACAAAAUUCAGGAGGUUGUUGGGAAAGGAAGCUAUGGAGUUGUUUGCUCAGCCAUAGACACUCAUACCGGAGGAAAAGUGGCGAUCAAGAAGAUACAUGAUAUUUUUGAGCACAUCUCAGAUGCUGCCCGAAUUCUCCGUGAGAUAAAGCUUCUUAGGCUUCUUAGACACCCCGACAUUGUAGAGAUAAAGCACAUCAUGCUACCCCCUUCAAGAAGGGAUUUCAAAGAUAUCUAUGUUGUCUUUGAGCUUAUGGAGUCUGAUCUUCAUCAAGUCAUAAAGGCUAAUGAUGACUUGACAAAAGAGCAUUACCAGUUUUUUCUUUAUCAGCUGCUGCGUGCCCUGAAAUACAUUCAUACAGCUAAUGUUUAUCAUCGAGAUUUAAAGCCCAAGAACAUACUAGCAAAUGCAAACUGCAAGCUCAAAAUUUGCGACUUUGGAUUAGCAAGAGUUGCAUUCAGUGAUACCCCCACAACAAUUUUCUGGACGGAUUAUGUUGCGACAAGGUGGUAUAGGGCACCUGAGCUAUGUGGCUCAUUCUUUUCCAAGUAUACACCUGCCAUCGACAUUUGGGGCAUAGGUUGCAUUUUUGCUGAGGUUCUGACUGGGAAGCCUUUGUUUCCUGGAAAAAAUGUUGCUCAUCAAUUGGAUUUGAUGACUGAUGUUCUAGGCACACCUUCUUUGGAUACCAUUUCACGGGUACGAAAUGAGAAGGCAAGACGGUAUCUAAGCAGCAUGAGGAAAAAGCUGCCCAUACCUUUUUCACAGAAGUUUCCAAAUGCGGAUCCGUCUGCACUGAAACUCUUGGAAAGACUUCUAGCAUCUGAUCCUUACUUUAAAGGCUUGUCUAAAGUGGAGAGGGAGCCCUCCUGCCAACCAAUCACAAAAAUGGAGUUUGAAUUUGAGAGACGAAGAGUAACUAAAGAAGAUAUUAGGGAACUUAUCUUUCGUGAGAUAUUGGAAUAUCACCCUCAACUUCUCAAAGAUUACAUCAAUGGAACAGAGAGAACAAACUUCCUUUAUCCUAGUGCUGUUGAUCAAUUUAAAAGACAAUUUGCUCAUCUUGAAGAAAAUGGUGGUAAAAGUGCUCCUGUAAUUCCACUAGAGAGGAAUCAUGUUUCUCUUCCCAGAUCAUCAGUUGUCCACUCAACUACAAUACCUCCGGCGGAGCAAGGUAAUAAUCCUAGAGGAGCUGAGCGGAUUCCUGGACAUAUAGGAAGGGUUUCACCAGCACCUCAAAGGAUCCCAGUUGCGAAGCCGGGAAAAGUUGUUGGACCAGUAAUGCCGUUGGAGAAUGGAAGCAUAAAGGACCCAUACGAUCCUCGACGUCUGAUAAGGAAUGCAGUGCCUCCACUGCAACCUUGUCUUCCUCCGGCUUACUGUUUUCACAGAACUGCCAGUAAGUCAGCAAGCAAGAUGGGAGCCGAAGUUGAGGAUAAUGCACGCCACCCUCAGCCUUGCAUGCCCAGUAAGGUGGCUCCAGACAUCGCAAUAGACAUGAGAGCAUCUCCAUUCUUUCUGUUAGGCGCCAGUAAACCUGCACAGAGCGAGAGAACAAACGGCAUUGAUGCUAACAUACUUGAAGCAAAGCCCAUCCCAUAUGUUGGUAUUGCUGUCGCGGCCGCCUCCGUUGCCCACCGGAAGGUCGGCGCCUCCCAAUUUGGCAUGUCGGGGAUGUACUAGGUACCUGACAUUAGUGACUUCUGCUCUUCAUUUUUUUUCCCCUUCAUUGGUGGUUUGAGAACGAACUGCUACAUUUUAAAUGAGAGGAAUUGGAUGGGAAAUAGUUGGUCAGACAAUAAGGAGAUGGUACAGUUUGAAGGAUCUUGUAAAACAUAGUUCUAGUAAAACUAUUCAAUUCCAGUGAACUCAUAGAUAUUGCUCUUCAAAUAAUUUAUACGGACGAAAAAUGGUCGUUUGUGUUGCAUUUCA